Molecule: messenger RNA, 4761 nt
Organism: Psammomys obesus (fat sand rat)
Lineage: Eukaryota; Metazoa; Chordata; Mammalia; Rodentia; Muridae
Gene: Ahi1
Product: Abelson helper integration site 1
Exons: 24
Coding region: 266-3400 (1044 amino acids)
Biological process (GO): motile cilium assembly
Cellular component (GO): ciliary basal body
Molecular function (GO): protein binding
Source: RefSeq, a predicted model, not a curated record
CGGCGCGCGCGGACUGCGGUAACUGAGAGCGCGCGGCCGCGGAGGUGGCGGCGGCGCUGCUGCCUCCCGGCGUCCCGCUCGCCGCCGGGCCGUCGCUCCUGCUCCUGCCACCUUCAGAGUAAUUGUCAGGCUACCCUAGAAUCAACCCUAAGAGCCUGAGAGCUGGGGAGCACAUGAUGAGCAGCUGAAGAUUUGGGGAACAGCAUUAGUGUAGAGGAAGCCAAACAAGAAAAGCCAAAUAAAAGUUAUCCAGACCACGCAGGAAAUGGAACAAGAAACUCCAGACAUGGCGGAUUCUGCAGAGCAGAAAGUCAUAGGGAAGUCACAGCCGGGGGAUGACUCAGGUGAUGGAAGAGAAAAGGCUGAAGCAGAAGAGAAGGAAGAACUGAUGGAAACGUAUCAGCUGCAGGUAGCUGAGGAAAUGGCCAAGGAGAUCAAGAAGAAAAUCAGAAAGAAACUGAAGGAGCAGCUGACUUACUUUCCUUCAGAUAGUCUGUUGUAUGAUGACAAACUGGGCAGUGAUAAAAGAAAGAAGAAGAAGAAAAAGAAGAAAGUGCCAGUCCCAUCAAAACCUGAAACAAGUACCUUGGACGCCUGUGAUAGUGCAAUUGAAGGUGAACAAGAGAAAGAAUGUCGUGUUGAAGCUGUUACUUCAGGAUCUCACCACAAUGAGGACAUAUGCUCCACGGAGCAGAAUGCAGAUGACAGUAUACCAGAGAACAGAAAGCCCAAACCCAAGAAGAUCAAAAAGAAGACUAAAGCAGUUCCGGUUGGUAAUGAAGACACUGAUGGUGAUGGUGUUCAUGAGGUAACAUGCCGAGACAGUCCAGUCUACCCCAAGUGUUUGCUUGAUGAUGAUCUUGUCAUGGGAGUCUACAUCCACCGGACUGACCGGCUUAAAUCGGAUUUUAUGAUUUCUCACCCAAUGGUAAAAAUUCACGUGGUUGAUGAGCGUACCGGUCAGUAUGUCAAGAAAGAUGACAGUGAACGCCCUGUUUCAUCUUACUAUGAAACACAAAAUGUGGACUACAUUCUUCCUAUUAUGACUCAGCCAUAUGACUUCAAAAAGCUGAAAUCAAGACUUCCAGAGUGGGAAGAACAAAUUAUAUUUAAUGAAAAUUUUUCCUAUUUGCUUCAAGAGUUUGAUGAGUGUCCAAAAGUCAUCCUGUUCUUUGAGAUUCUUGACUUUCUAAGCAUGGAUGAAAUUAAGAAUAACUCCGAGGUUAAAAACCAGGAAUGUGGCUUUCGGAAAAUUGCCUGGGCAUUUCUUAAGCUUCUAGGAGCCAAUGGGAAUGCAAACAUCAAUUCAAAACUUCGUCUGCAGCUCUACUGCCCGCCCUCUAAGCCGCGGCCCCAGUCAGAUGUUGUCGAGGUAUUUGAAUGGUGGGCCAAGUGUCCGAGAAAUCGUUACCCGUCAACACUGUAUGUGACUGUGCGAGGCUUGAAAGUUCCGGACUGCAUAAAGCCAUCUUACCGCUCUACGAUGGCCCUUCAGGAGGAAAGGGGUACUCCACUGUAUUGUGAGCACCACCGGGAGACAAGUUCAGUGGACACAGAGCCCGGUCUAGAGGACUCAAAGGAGACAGUCAAGUGGAAACGUCUGCCUGGCCAGGCUUGCCGUAUCCCCAACAAGCAUCUCUUCUCACUGAACGCUGGAGAACGAGGUUGUUUCUGUCUUGGUUUCUCCCACAAUGGAAGGAUAUUAGCAGCAGCUUGUGCCAGCCGAGAUGGAUAUCCGAUUAUAUUAUAUGAAAUUCCUUCUGGACGUUUCAUGAGAGAGUUGUGUGGCCACCUCAAUAUCAUUUAUGACCUUGACUGGUCAAAAGAUGAUCGCUACCUGGUUACCUCAUCAUCUGACGGCACUGCCAGGGUUUGGAAGAAUGAGAUAAACAGUACGAGUACGUUCAGAGUCCUGCCGCAUCCUUCUUUUGUCUACACAGCCAAGUUCCAUCCAGCCACACAGGAGCUGGUGGUCACAGGAUGCUAUGACUCUGUGAUACGGGUGUGGAAGAUUGACGUGAGAGAAGAUGCUGCCCUGUUAGUCCGCCAGCUUGACACGCACAAGAGUUUUGUCAACUCUGUCUGCUUUGAUGAGGAAGGUUACCACAUGUACUCAGGAGACUGCAUCGGUGUCAUUGUUGUUUGGGACACUUAUGUGAAAGUCACGGACUUGCAGCACUCUGUGCGCCACUGGACGAUAAAUAAGGAAAUUAAGGAAACUGAAUUCAGGGGAGUUCCCAUAAGUUAUCUGGAGGUUCAUCCCAAUGGAAAGCGUUUGUUAAUCCACACCAAAGACAGUACACUGAGGAUCAUGGACCUGCGGAUACUAGCAGCCAGGAAAUUUGUUGGUGCGGCAAAUUAUCGGGAGAAGAUCCAUAGCACUUUGACACCAUGUGGGACUUUCCUCUUCUCUGGGAGUGAGGAUGGGAUAGUGUAUGUUUGGAACCCAGAGACAGGAGAACAAGUAGCAAUGUAUUCUGACCUGCCAUUCAAGUCAACUAUUCGAGACCUAUCUUACCAUCCCUUUGAGAACAUGGUUGCGUUUUGUGCAUUUGGACAGAGUGAGCCGGUUCUUCUGUAUGUUUAUGACUUCCAGGUAGCCCAGCAAGAGGCUGAGAUGUUCAAACGCUAUAAUGGGACACUCCCAUUGCCUGGAAUACAUCAGAGCCAGGAUGCUUUGUGCACCUGUCCCAAACUGCCAUACCAAGGCUCUUUUCAGAUUGAUGAGUUUGUCAACACUGAAAAUAAUUCAUCCAGAAAGAUUCAACUUGUGAAACAGAGACUCGAAACUGUCACGGAGGUGAUACGAUCCUGUGCUGCAAAAGUCAACAAAAAUCUCUCAAUAACCUCACCACCACCAGGCCCUACAAAGAAGCCAAGGGCGAAACAGCCAUCUGUGCUGACCACUGAUGAGAUCAUACAUCAGUUUGGAUUCCCUCAGACUGCAUUUACAGGCAUAGAAAGAAGGCCUUGCAUCCAUCAAGUCGAUGCACCACCAAUGGUAGUGGCUCUUUACGACUACACAGCAAGCCGAUCAGAUGAACUAACCAUCCAUCGCGGAGACAUUAUCCGAGUGUUUUUCAAAGAUAAUGAAGACUGGUGGUACGGCAGCUUAGGAAAGGGACAGGAAGGUUUCUUUCCAGCUAAUCAUGUGGCUAGUGAAACCCUGUAUCGAGACUCACCUCCGCAGGUAAAGGAGCGAUCCCCUCCAUUAACUCCCAAGGAGAAAACUAAAACAGAAAAACCUUGGGCUUCUCAAAAGCAGUCCCUCAAGUCCCUGGAUUCCACACUGGGCUCACAGUCUGUGGCACAGUCUGAGAAGAGCACAGAACAGAGCUGGGAGGACGGAGGACACAGAGCAAAUAUGCAGAGGAAGAAGAAAGUCACCCUGAUAGAGUGAAAAGUUGGGAAAGAAUGAAGAAACAACCCGAUGAAUAGAAAUGAAAAGCCUAAGCCAAAUGGAUUUCUGUUGAGAUGUUGGAUGAAAACAAGUAUCCACUGUUUACCAACUUGACGAAAAAUCUCAACUGAGGUUUGGCUGUUAAAAAAAAAAAUUCACUGUGGCCUCUGUGCUUAAUUGUCGUAAACCAUUGUGACUGUUACUGCUCAAAGUAUCGUACUGUUCAUUAGUAACUACAUCAGAAUUGCACCGCUGCUGUUGGAAAAGCCAAUAAAGAAACCCCCAGACUGCUGCUCAGCAAAUGUUAAUAAAGUGUGCGCACCGUAGGCCUGUCCACCCAGUCACCAAGCAGCGUCCCUUUGUCUGCGAGUGGCUGUGGGUGUGAUUCACCACUCAGAGUGCACAGCACCUGCUUGUGCCCUUAAGUGUGUGUCAGAGACAAGCAGCUUCUCGGUAACCAACAACCUGCUUUUCGGAGCUCAGUGUUUAGGCUGUUUAUGAAUCAUAUAUGUAACUCAGCACACAUAAGCGAAGAGAGAUUUUGGCUGCACUGGCAAGAGUGAACCAAAUUUACUUCUAUUUUUUAAAGGCAGAUCAUAUUUAAGCAUAUAAGUAAUUUAUGGAUAUAAAUUGUUGGAUAUUUAUUUUAGUCUGAAUAUUUGUUUUUAAAUUAUUACAUGUGUUCUCUAUGUCUUUAUCUCUGGAAUAACGAUGCCAUUAACCACAUGGCCAUAUGUUUUGAAGUUGGGUGUAACAGAGGAAAAGUCAUCCUUCUUGGUUCUUGACUCCCUUUCCUCAACUACAUGAUAAGUCUAUCAAUAAGCAUUUGACCUCAGCAGGGUCAGAGCCUGUAAAGUUAGAAAACUCAUUGACCACAGUAGACAAUUGAUUUCUUAGAAAUAAGAAGUGAGAGCAGCUGCUGUGCUGAGCAGGGGAUGUAAACAAGUCCAGAUGCACCAACGUGAAGAGGCUUCUAGCAAAAAUAUGUUUGCCUCUCACCCCUGCACAUGUUCUAGAUGCUUAAAAACAGCCACAUGGCCCCGCUGCGAGGACCUCGUAAUGUUGUUGUUGUUGUUGUUGUUGUUAAAGGAGUUCUCACAAGCGUACAGUGCAGCACUGAAAGUGGCUGAGGCCCACAGUCCUCAGCACCCAAGUCUCUCCCGCCAGCACGCCAAGCUGGUGUUGUUCCGGUUGUGUAUGUCUGUGCUCCAGUGCCAAGCUGGUGUUGUUCCGGUUGUAUAUUAUGUGCCCCAGGUGUUUUGGGGCCAGAGCUGACCCACGCUGUACACACUUCUUUUCUGUCUUUCGAGUAUACUGCUUGAUACAAGUAAAAAUAAAUAAAUAAAUAAAGACUUAUGUCU